CACAAUCCUUGUGCGCGUUUUUACAACAAGUAACAGAACCUCGGCUCGCACCACUACUUCCAACCACAGACAAUUAUACUUUACUGUUGGUUCAGCUUCAACCCUUAUCACGUUUUCGCUGGUAUUGACGUGGAAGUCUCGAGUAGUUAUACUGUCUCAAAGUUUGUAGGGAGUUGAGUGAGUGCGUACCGUUAACGUUAACGAGAACGGGGAGACGGACUCGAAUGUUUACGUCGCAGUGUUCUAGAACGCGAGGCCGAGUUCUGUCUCGAUGCCAGUGUGAGUGGAUUUUCGGUGUUCGGAGUCGAUCUCGGACUUUUUGAAAAAACGACAAAAAAAUCAAGCUGUAAUAUGAUGUGAUUGAUAAACUACGAUCUAAAGUUAUUUCCCACCGUAGGACAAAUGGAUCAACCAGAGGAGGAGCCGGAGCAGAUUGCCACAUGGUUCAGUGAGGAGGGACUCACUCUUGACUCCCCUAAGGAGGCUAAGCUGCAUUUGCUAUGGAGUGCCCUCCAGCGCACAAGAAGUUGUCUGAGCAGUGUGACAUGGGAACUGGACACCCAGCGCUCACAGCACUUAGCAGAGAUGGCGGAGGUACGCAAGUCCUUGGAGCAGAUCCGAAUCUUUACAGAGCACAAAGAUGUUUUGGCUCAGGAGAUACAAGACGAAAACGAUCAGCUCAAGGAGCAGCUGCGACGCCUAAUAUCCCUUCAAGAUGCCCAGAUAAGCGAGGUGGCUAAGAUGCUGUACCAGCAGGGUCUCACAGAGUUGAUUCACAGCAGCCCCAGUGAGCAGGUGGCCUAUCUCCUGGUGGAGAGAGCCUCCUUACUUGAGAUGAGUGAGGAUCCUAACAAUCUGAUGGGUGAUGGAAACACAGCCAGCCCGCUGGGGUCUGAAGCCCAGGCACUGAACAACAGUGCACACCAGUCUUCCCACAAGGGGGCACCACGUCACAGCCAGAGCCCAUGGAAGAGACUCUUUGGACUCCACAAAGCUUCACAGAGCAAACAUACUUUUAUUCCUGCUGAGGCCAGGCAUUUGGCUGGCCAGGCAAGCAGCAUGGAGAGGAAAUGUUCCCGUCUGGAGCGGGACCUGGAGGAGGGCUCCCGCCGACUGGCCAUGGCCCACAAUGAGAUCCGCCGUUUGACUGAUGAGCUGGAGUCUGCUCAUUUGACUCAAAGAGCUUAUGAGCCUGAACUGCAGGCAGCACAGCAGGAGGUGGAGCAGUUCAGACAGGAAGUACAAAAACUGAAGAAAUAUGACAUGGUGGAACUGCGAAAGGCCAAAGAGCUGAACGAUCGUCUGGACCUUGAGAUCAGAGCCUUGAGGAGCAGGGUACGCACUCUGGAUGCUGAGAAAAGCUUGAUGCAGCAAACAUCUCAAGCAGCAGAGCUGGCACAGAGUAACCAGACCUGCAGGAAUUUAGAGGAGGAAAUAACUGCUCAGACAAGAUGCUUUUUGGAAAAGAAUGAAACUGUGGCGUCUCUGCAGAGGGAGGUGGAGCGGCUGCAGUCAGCUCUGCAGGAGCAGCAGCAGCAGCAGCUCCUCACUGUGCAGGUUCAGGCCAACCAGGCUAAUGAGUUAGCUAAAUCCCAGGCAACUGAAGUGACUCAGAGCAAUGAGAUCUGCAGAGAUUUACAAAGUAAGCUCAGCGCUCAGUCCAGAUGCCUUUUGGAGGAGUCAGAAAUACGUUCCCUUAAGCAGCAGCUGGAUACCUCCCAUAAUGACCUGGAUAAGCCUAUAGCUACCACCUGCAGCAAAGAAAACAAUCUUCAGGAUCAAAAGCUGUGGAAGCAAAAAGAGGCAGAUUUGCAGCACUGUGAAAACACUCACUGUCAUCUGAAAGACGACAAAGAGCUACAGACACAACUACAGCUGCUGCAGAACAAGGAAAACACACUGCGUAAGGAGUGUCGUCAUUGCCAAGAGGCAGUUAAAACUCUGUUGACAACCCAAGAGGAGUGCGAAACACUCAAGAAGGAGAUCUGUGAAACCCUUAAAUGCCUUGACAAAGAGCGGAGUAAAUACCAUGAAAUGAAAGAAAAGCACAAGGCAAAACUAUGUCGAGCCAAACAGAAAUGUGAUGGAGAAACCACAUUGCGUGACAAGAAGAUAAAAACUCUAGAGCGAGAACUGUCCUUUUGUUCCCAUUCAGUAGCAAAGGAAAAAGAGCUUACCAUAAGCAUUACUGCGGAAAAUGAUAAACUACUUGUUGAGAGGAGAAGGCUGCUACAACAGCUAAAUGAGGAGGAGCACAACAAGAAAGACAGUAAUCUUACAGCUUCUUUGUCCCAAUGCAGGGUGGAUUUUCUAGAGAUGGAAAACAAGAAACUACGAAACAAAAUACUUAACAUGUCCAAACAGCUAGCUGUCCUGGAACGCGCCCUGCAAAACAUGCAGUCAUUCCAGUUUGCUGAGGUUCCGGGCACAGAACGGAAGAAAACAUCAAAUCUUAUGCAGGUUUUUAAAUCCCUCCCUGUGCAGACUUCAAGUGUGAUGAUGCCUGAGCCGUCUGAAAUUCAGGACUUAUUGGACAAUACUCAGAGCAAGCAGACAGCCGUGACCUACUACCCUCACUGUUUCAUCUCUGGGCCUCUGUCUCGAUCAGCAGAGAUGGCCUACCUGAAUCUUACAUCUGCUCCGGGACGCUCAGACCACUUGACUCCCCCGGCCGCCCUCAGCAGCUCAUAAAGUACAUGUUCCUGAGAUCUUCUGUCUGUCUGCAAUGUGUACUGUACAGAAAUCAUUUUUAUUUUUAAAUUAUUAAACUU
Molecule: messenger RNA, 2771 nt
Organism: Sander lucioperca (pikeperch)
Lineage: Eukaryota; Metazoa; Chordata; Actinopteri; Perciformes; Percidae
Product: coiled-coil domain-containing protein 30
Exons: 19
Coding region: 403-2691 (762 amino acids)
Source: RefSeq, a predicted model, not a curated record